CCAUGUGGAGGAUCCCAGCACUAUGGCUUCCGAUGCUACUACUGGGAGUUGAGGUGAGAGAGAGACUACACAAUAUGUGUGUGUGUAUGUGUGUUUUUAUCAUAUUAGAAACUGAAAAGGGUCUGUUAAACAUAUCCAACAGGUGUGCCACUGUGAAGAUGUGGGGGACAUGCUGGAAUCAGAGGAGGUGCCUAUCAUGCCUGUGUCAACCACAGUGACCCGCAGCCAGAUCCUCUCAGCUCAGUUUGAGUGCUACCUAAAGAUUAUCCAUGACUCACCACGCAAUGAAGAUGGUGAGGCACUACACACAUGCAACAGUGGAGGCUCCUCAGAGGAGGAAGGGACGGACCAUCCAACUCAGUGAAUUUCAUACAAAUAAAAAUAGUGAAACAUUAAAAAAGUUGUCCUUUUUAGAUAAAAACAAUACUAAAUAUUUUCAUAGGUCACCAAAUAGCUGAUUAAAACACACUGUUUUGCAAUGAAGGUCUACGGUAGCCUCAACAGCACUCUCUAGGGUAGCACCAUGGUAUACCCAUAGGACAGCUAUUUUCCAUCCUCCUCUGGGUUAAUUGACUUCAAUACAAAACCUGGUAGGCUCAUGGUUCACGCCCCUUCCAUAGACUUAAACAGUAAUUAUGACGACUUCCGGAGGACAUCCUCCAACCUAUCAGAGCUCUUGCAGCAUGAAUUGACAUGUUGUCCAUCCAAUGAAAUUAUCAGAUAAUUAAUCUAGUACUGAAAGCAUAAACUACAACUAGCCAGCACUGCAGGGCAUAACAUGUGGUGAGUAGUUGACUCAAAGAGAGAGAAAGACAAUAGUUGAACAAUUCCUUUAUUCAAAAAUUAAGGAGAAGCAGGAGAGAGAGAGAGCUAGCUAUAUUUCGUUGUAUUUUUUUGUUCUUCUUAGUUUACCUUUCACUUACUUAGCUAGCUAAUGCAGCUAAUUUAGCCUACUCAACAACCUGACUUAAACAGAGAGGAAUGCUAUUAAUGUUAGCUUGCUGGCUAAGGCUAUCCAACACUGCAACGCAAGGUAAGCUUUCCUUUUUAUAAAUGUAUUGCCACUGGGCCCCGCCAGUGUAACUGCUAAACUGCUUGCUGUACACUGUUCUGUGUGAUUGUACACAUGGAUUGGAUUGUGGAGUUGGGGAGUAACUGAUUGCAUGUAAUCUGUUAUUACAAAAAACGAACUGUAGUCAGUUACAUUACACACACAAAUAUUGUAAUCAGAUUACAGAUACUUAAAAAAAACUAGAUGAUUACUUCUUGGAUUACUUUUAAAUUCAGAAAGGAUGUUUGUUCAAUUCAGCAUUGAAGAAAGGCGCAAGUUUAAGUUUGUUCCACCUGAGCGAGUCUGACCACAAGUCAGAGACCACUAUGAUGACACACCAAGUGUGUUUGAUGGAUCCUUUUUAUUUUCUUUUAAUGCCUCUUAAGGGGACAGUAAUCACAUUAUAUUACUGAGUUUUGGUAAUCCAAAAGUUAUGUUACUGAUUACAAUUUGUUGUGUUGUGCACUGAAAUCCACAAUCAAAGGGAAAAGGUGAGAAGAGUCCAGCACGUAGAUGUGAGAAGGAAUUAUACUAUCGAAGUGAUGAUGCUUUAUGUGGCUGCUAUGAAAGUGCUAUAAAAAAGGGGUGUAUUCAUUCCGCCGAUUCUGUUGCACAACGUUUAACGGAAGCAAACGGAACGAGAACGGGGAUGGACCUAGUUGAACUUGUUUUAAUUUUGCAACUGUUUGGACUAAUGAUUACACCGCAGAUCAGCUAGAUGCAGGCAAGAGUGUACAAGGCGGUAUUUAAUGUGUCACUGUCUGUCACCUAGAUUACUCCAACUUGUCUCAUAACCUGUGCACCUAUGUUAUAAACUUUAAUUUGUAGUCUAGGUUGUAGUAACCUCAUGAUGGGUAGAGGGCAAAUUCGAGUAUCAUGUAGUAGCCUAAACCUAUCGAUGUUACAUUGAGCUGGGUGAAAGGAAUAUGAAUGACAGUCAUCCAAUAUGCUGUAAUAGAAAUAAGGCCAUGCUCAUAAAAAAAAAAAAUCUCCCUAGUCUAAAGCCAGACACACUGAUGCUCUGCAGACUGGCUCACCUCCAAACAACUUAGAAACAAAUGUACUGCUUCCAUAAAAAGGAAUAAAUCAAACCAUUUCAUUAAUUUAAUUUCUGGCCCUCGUGGAGAUCCAGCUAAGUUUUGGAAGGCUAUUAAAUCGCAAAAAAGAAGCCACACUUCUCUGCCCAAUGAGGUUCUAUUUAACUCCAAUACUAUUACAGACAAAACUGAAAUAACUGAUGUGUUUAACCAACAUUUUAUUGCAGCAGGCCAUUUAUUUGAAAGCUCAUCACUGUUCAAUCACAAACUUGCCUGCUAAUGUAAUGUAAAUGGUGACCCACUGUUCUCUCUUCGGUAACUCACUACUAGGGAAGUUCUGGACGCUCUCUUAUUUAUGUAAAAAAAUCCACUGGGGCAGACAUGCUUUACCCAUGCCUUCCACGGCUUGCUGCACCUUGACACAUAUUUUUUAUCUAUCCAUUCUCUUGGGUAUUAUUCCUAAGGUGUGGAAGGCGGUCCUUGUUCUCCCGCUCCACAAAGGUGGUGAUCCUUGCGAUCUUAAUAAUUAUUGCCCAAUCUCAAAAUAUUUGAACACUUGGUAUAUUCUCAGAUGCUGUCCUUUUUUGAUAGAAAAUGUAUUCUGAAUGCUCACCAGUCAGGCUUUAGGCUAGGACACAGCACCAUCUCGAAUGCUUUUCUAGUCGUAAAUUACGUAGUUAACACACUAGACAGGAAAGAGCACUGCGCUGCCCUUUUUAUUGAUCUGUCGAAAGCAUCCGAUAUAGUUGAUCAUGCACUCCUGCUACGGAGGCUAUCUGAAGUUGGUCUAGACCAAGCGGCCUGCGUCUGGUUCAAAAAUGACCUGCAUGACAGAAGUCCGUGUAUAUCUGCUGAUGGAGUUCAGUCAAAUGUUCUGAACAUAACCAAAGGAGUGCCACAAGGCUCAAUACUAGGCCCUUUACUGUUCUCUAUUUACAUUAAUAAUUUUGGUUUGUCCCUGAAUAAUAAUAACUGGGGCUUACAUAUCUAUGUGGAUGACACAGUUAUUUAUUCCUGUGUCCCCUCAGUGCAGCAGGCCAUUCACAACCUUCAGCGUGGCUUUGAUUCAAUUCAAGAAUUGCUCACCAAUCUUAAAUUAGUGCUAAUUGUUGAUACAUUUAUCCUAAAGACCUGCAUAUCUGUACCUUGAGAGGAGCCCAAAUUGAGCUAGUCCCCCAUUAUAAUUAUCUAGUUAUUUGGAUUGACGAUAAGCUGUCCUAUAAAAACACACAUUGAUAAGCUGACUAAAAAGUUGCGAGUAACGGAAGACACUCCUCCCAGUAAUUGACUAUGGCAACACAAUCUACAUGCACCCGGCAGCCUCUGUAUUAAAACCUCUAGAUUCAGUCUACCACUCAGCCUUGCAUUUUAUCACUGGUGGGAAUUCCGUACGCAUCUUUAUCUCUUAUAUAGUUCUGUUGGCUAGGAGUCUCUGACUAAAAGAAGAGCCCAACAUUGGCUAUUAUUUGUAUAGAAAGCACUAUAAGACUCGCUCUCAAGACCGGUUAGUACUAAAGGUUUCAUGGGUCUCCUGAGUUAGGGAAGACAGCUUUCAGUUACUAUGCCCCUCCGUCCUGGAAUGACCUACAGGGCACUCUAAAACUUGAUUCUUUGGUCACAAAAGGUGAAUUUAGGGCUCUGAUAAAAAAUGUGACCAAUGAAAACUGCACUUGUUUUUUGAUUGACUGUAUAUAUUUGUUUCUACUGCCCUUUUGAACGGAAUGUAGUCUAUUUGAAAUGUUUUAACUGUAAUUUUGUAGUGAUCAUGCUUGAAUUGUUGUUCACAUUGCUUAACUGUUGUUCUCAGGGCACCAUUGGAAAUGAGACCCUGGUCUCAAUGGGUUCUCCUGGUUAAAUACAGGUUAAUAAUAAAAAAUAAAUGGCACCGACCACCACUGACAUGCACCCACAUACACACUCACGCACGCAUAAUAGCAGAGCGGAGGAGUAGUGCAGGUCAGGAGAGAAAUAGCGAGAAGGGAAGUGACUAACCUCAGGUCUGAAAGGAGGGAAGUGGUCUUUGUCUCCAAGCUGCCCCCGUUACUGGAGCUCAGUAAAUAACAGCCUUUGAAAUGCUAUUUUGCGCUGUAUUUCCCUACAUGCAACAACCUGGACACAGACUUCCUUGUAUUGUUUACUAGGAAUGUAUUUAAAGUGAUAUGUGUUUGCAUAUGUAGCUGUUUCUCUCAGCUGUUUUAUAUCAUUCAUUUUGAAGGGACAUUCUAGGUGUUUGUUUUUCCCAUCUGUUUUUCAUUUCUCUAUUGGCUUUUGCGUCACAUUCAAAGGAAAUAAGAGACUGUUGUUUUCAGUUUGUCUUAGAAAACGACCCAACACAGUAUUUUAAAAUGAGUGUGAAAGAUUUAUACCUAGGUUUUUAGAACUGUUCUUUGAUCACUAAUAUAAGUAACAUAAGUCACUCUACCUGUAUAUGUCCAUGAUAUAAUACACAGUUCAGAGUUAACUACGGCAAUGAACCUAAACAUUUUGAAACAUUAAACGGUUGCAUUACUAUAAUACACUGCAAACAGCUGCUCCUCCCUCUUUGCCCCCUGCAGGCACAUUCUGUAACCACACGUGGGAUGGCUGGCUGUGUUGGAGUGACUCUGCCCCUGGCACGGCCACGCAGCUCUGCCCUGAGUACUUCCAGGACUUUGACCCCUCAGGUGAGCCAGCCAGUGAGCCACACAUCUCAUUCAUAAUCACAAUUCAACUGACUUGAUCUAUAUACUGAUGAUGCCCUACCUGAAAUGUUUUAUGUGACAUCCAUCCUCUCCCUGUGUCCAUUCAAACAGAGAAAGCGACCAAAGUGUGCAACUUGGAUGGACAGUGGUUUCGUCACCCUGAGAGCAACCGUAUUUGGUCCAACUACACCCAGUGUCAGAUGUACACCAAGGACAAACUGAUGGUAUACUUCUAAGCCAAGUAGUUUAGCAAUUCUGACAGUGGCUAACACAUUUCUAUUAGAGUCAAUUUAGUGAUUGUUGUUGUCAACGUCUCUAUAUUGUGUCCACUUAGUUAAAGAAGUGAAUUAAUGCUUCCUCUUUCCUUUCCCUUCUCUUCUUGCCCAGUUUGCGUUCAGCUUGUACUACUUGGCCAUUGUGGGACAUGGAUUGUCUGUGGUAUCCCUCAUCAUCUCACUCUGCAUCUUUUCCUACUUCAAGUGAGUCAUGCAUUGUUUCCUCUAUGGACCAACUGAGGCAGAUAGCCUACCGUUGUGCUCUGAAUGUCACAGUGUACCUUUUCACUUCACAUCCUCUAAUCAAAGUGAUUCUGUUGGUGAUGCUCUUCCUACACACCGAGCCCUCUAUUCUAAACAGAGGUAUUUGGUUCUUCCUACAUUGCCAAUUUGAAUUCACAAUAUUUGACUACUAUUGCUACACCAUGAAGUGGAAAAGUGAAAAAUUGUCAAAAGGACAUAGCAAGUCAAAAUAAAUAAAGUUAUCCUAUGACCUUAGAGUUGUGUCCCUCUGUUCUAAUCCUCCCAUUAGGAGUCUGAGCUGCCAGAGGAUCUCCCUCCAUAAGAACAUGUUCCUGUCCUUUAUCUUCAACUCUAUCUGCACCGUUAUCUGGCUCUCUGCUGUAGCCAACAACCAGCAGCUGGGGGCCAGCAACCCUGUAAGUAAUGUACGCCUCUGCCAUCAAGGGGAUUACCCUAAACAUGAAUGGCUACUGGUUGAACUCAUGAAGUUGGUGAAGAUUUUGAAGUGCUACACUCCACAAUGUGUGUCAAUGAGUGGCAGUGACAACUUGAGAAAGUUUGCAUUUGUUCUGCACAAAAAAACAACCCCUGUCCUGAGGGUUGUCCCUGUGUUGUUCUCAGAUUGGAUGCAAGAUCCUGACAGUCCUGAACCAGUAUAUGUUUGGCUCCAACUACUUCUGGAUGCUGUGUGAGGGGAUCUACCUGCACACUCUCAUCAUCGUGGCUGUGUUUGUGGGAGAGCAGCAGCUGGGCUGGUAUUAUGUCCUGGGUUGGGGUGAGUGACUGACUGCUCUAUGUUCUGCUCCGCUGUCUGACAUUCAUUGUUGUUUCAGCAUCCUUUUCCCCUAUCACAUAAUGUUGAAUAUGUCUUCUAUGCUUUCAUAUCUCUACAUUAUGUAUCAUGUAAUCUAUGAAGGCCUUAUGGAAGCUCAUGACAGUCUUGGGCUGCAGUCCAAACACGUUCAUUUUACCCCCUCAGCCCUCGUGCUAGCCACUUUUCCUUGGGGGAAAUUGUUAAACAAAUCAAAAUAUUUGCCUUGAUGACAGCUUUGCACACUCUUGGCAUUCUCUCAACCAGCUUCACCUGGAAUGCUUUUCCAACAGUCUUGAAGGAGUUCCCACAUAUGCUGAGCACUUGUUGGCUGCUUUUCCUUCACUCUGCGGUCCGACUCAUCCCAAACCAUCUCAAUUUGGUUGAGGUCGAGGGAUUAUGGAGGCCAGGUCAUCUGAUGCAGCACUACAUCACUCUCCUUCUUGGUAAAAUAGCCCUUACACAGCCUGGAGGUGUGUUGGGUCAUUGUCCUGUUGAAAAAUAAAUUAUAGUCCCACUAAGCCCAAACCAGAUGGGAUGGCGUAUCGCUGCAGAAUGCUGUGGUAGCCAUGCUGGUUAAGUGUGCCUUGAAUUCUAAAUAAAUCACAGACAGUGUCACCAGCAAAGCACCCCAACACCAUAACACCUCCUCCUCCAUGCUUUACGGUGGGAAAUACACAUGCGGAGAUCAUCCGUUCACCCACACCACGCCUCUCACAAAGACACGGCGGUUGGAACCAAAAAUCUCCAAUUUGGACUCCAGACCAAAGGACACAUUUCCACCGGUCUAAUGUCCAUUGCUCGUGUUUCUUGGCCCAAGCAAGUCUCUUCUUCUUAUUGGUGUCCUUUAGUAGUGGUAUCUUUUCAGCAAUUCGACCAUGAACGCCUGAUUCACACAGUCUCCUCUGAACAGUUGAUGUUGAGAUGUGUCUGUUACUUGAACUCUGUGAAGCAUUUAUUUGGGCUGUAAUUUCUGAGGCUGGUAACUCUAAUGAACUUAUUCUCUGCAGCAGAGGUAACUCUGGGUCUUCCAUUCCUGUGGCAGUCCUUAUGAGAGCCAGUUUCAUCAUAGCACUUGAUGUUUUUUCGACUGCACUUGAAGAAACUUUCAAAGUUCUUGAAAUGUUCCGUGUUGACUGACCAUCAUGUGUUAAAGUAAUUAUAGACUGUCGUUUCUCUUUGCUUAUUUGAGCUGUUCUUGCCAUAAUUUGGACUUGGUCUUUUACCAAAUAGGGAUAUCUUCUGUAUACCUCCCUAUCUUGUCACAACACAACUGAUUGGCUCAAACGCAAACUUUUAAGAAGGAACACCUGUUAAUUGAAAUGCAUUCCAGGGGACUACCUCAUGAAGUUGGUUGAGAGAAUGCAUCUGGCCCUUCAUUGGACACUGUGUUAACAAACCUCCAAAUGAGCUUCAAUGCCAUACAACACUCCUUCAGUAGCCUCCAACUGCUCUUAAACACUAGUAAAACUAAAUGCAUGCUUUUCAAUCGAACGCUGCUGGCACCCGCCCACCCGACUAGAAUCACCACUCUCGACGGGUCUGACCUAGAGUAUGUGGACAACUACAAAUACCUAGGUGUCUGGUUAGACUGUAAACUCUCCUUCCAGACUCACAUUAAGAAUCUCCAAUCCAAAGUUAAAUCUAGAAUCGGCUUCCUAUUUCGCAACAAAGCCUCCUUCACUCAUGCUGCCAAACAUGCCCUCGUAAAACUGACUAUCCUACCGAUCCUUGACUUCGCCGAUGUCAUUUACAAAAUAGCCUCCAACACUCUACUCAGCAAAUUGGAUGUAGUCUAUCACAGUGCCAUCCGUUUUGUCUCCAAAGCCCCAUACACUACCCACCACUGUGACCUGUACGCUCUUGUUGGCUGGUCCUCACUACAUGUUCGUCGUCAAACCCACUGGCUCCAGGCCAUCUAUAAAUCACUGCUAGGCAAAUCCCCGCCUUAUCUUAGCUCAUUGGUCACCAUAGCAGCACCCACCCGUAGUCUGCGCUCCAGCAGGUAUAUCUCACUGGUCAUUCCCAAAGCCAACACCUCCUUUGGCCGCCAUUCCUUCCAGUUCUCUGCUGCCAAUGACUGGAACGAAUUGCAAAAAUCUCUGAAGCUGGAGACUCUUAUCUCCCUCACUAACUUUAAGCAUCAGUUGUCAGAGCACCUUACCGAUCACUGCACCUGUACACAGCCCAUCUGAAAUUAGCCCACCCAACUACCUCAUCCCUAUAUUGUUAUUUAUUUUGCUCUUUUGCACCCCAGUAUCUCUAUUUGCACAUAAUCUCUUGCACAUCUAGCAUUCCAGUGUUAAUACUAAUUGUAAUUAUUUUGCACUAUAGCCUAUUUAUUGCCUUACCUCCAUAACUUGCUACAUUUGCACACACUGUAUAUAUAUUUUCUGUUGUAUUUUUGACUUUAUGUAUUUUUUUUUAUACCCCAUAUGUAACUCUGUGUUGUUGUUUUUAUCGCACUGCUUUGCUUUAUCUUGGCAAGGUCGCAGUUGUAAAUGAGAACUUGUUCUCAACUGGCUUACCUGGUUAAAUAAAGGUGAAAAAAAAAAAUAAAAAUGCCAAAAGUGUGCAAAGCUGUCAUCAAGGCAAAGGGUGGCUAUUUGAAGAAUCUCAAAUAUAAAACAUAUUUUGAUUUUUUAACACUCUUUUGGUUACUACAUGAUUGCAUAUGUGUUAUUUCAUAGUUUUGAUGUCUUCACUAUUAUUCUACAACAUAGAAAAUAGUAAAAAUAAAGAAAAACCCUUGGAAACUUCUGACCGGUAGUGUAAAUGAAAUUGAUUUUAGCGUUGGCAAAUGGGAAUGAUGCUCAAAUUGGCUUAGUCUCAUAGUGAGAAGCCUAUAAAACAUAGUUAGCUUCAUAAACAUAUUGUUCGGAAUUUUGAAAUGUAUUGGAAUAAAUGACCAAACUAUAAAUCUAGCUAGCCAUCUAUGGGUAACUGUAGCUAGCUACCUGACAGGAGUGCUAGCUAGCUACGUUAGCAUGCUAGGUACAUUCAUAGCUUUAGGUUGGAUGUUUUUAAGCUCAACUUCAAAAUUUCCACCAAGGACAUUGCAUGUCUCUUCCUCGCUUGGGCAAGGGACAUUUAAGGUACACUCGGAUGUGACGAUGUAAAACGUCAUUCAAGGGCUGAGGGUUUAGGGUCGAGGGCUGUCUACUUUGCGUUUGGACUGCAGCCAUGGACUCCUCUCUCUCUCCCAGGCUUCCCCAUCAUUCCUGCCAUCACACAUGCUGUGGCCCGCGGGCUCUUCUAUGAUGACAGGUAAUGUGUCACAACUCCCUCUGAAUAAUAUGCUACUGUGCAUAAUAGUGGCAGAGGUUGACAGUGCACUGUAUGCUGCAUUAGUACACUGCAUUAGUAUGCUGCAUCCUGUCAGUUACAAUACUGUAAAUACCCAGUAAAGCUCAGAAUCUUAUUUUACUGUCUCAGUUGAGUUUAGACUUGUCUCUCCUUGUCUCCCAGAUGCUGGAUCAGUUCAGACACACACCUGCUCUACAUCAUCCAUGGCCCUGUUCAUGCUGCCCUGCUGGUUAGUCUGCACUACAAAAACAAUAAAAAAUAUGUAACAAAAACAGAAACCAAAGUGUACAGUGUGCUCAAAUUCUAUCCCUCCUCCUCUGCUCCUCUCUCUGGCCGUCUCCAGGUGAACCUGUUCUUCCUACUCAACAUAGUGCGUGUGCUGAUCACCAAGCUGCAGGUGACCCACAGUGCAGAGUCCAAUGCCUAUAUGAAGGCUGUGCGAGCCACUCUAAUCCUGAUACCUCUGCUGGGAGCCCAGUUCAUCCUGGUUCCCUGGAGGCCAGAGGGACGAAAGGCCAGGGCCAUCUACGAGUUCAUCAUGAACAUCUUUGCACAUUUCCAGGUAUGGGUGUUUUUUUAUUAAAAGCAAAUGUGAUAUAACCUUUCAACACCCAAUAUCCACAAGAGAUAUAAGGCCAUUACAGAAUGUUUAAUCUGGAGGAAUGUUCACUGAAUAAUUAUUCCUUUAUAGGGACUCCUGGUCGCAAUUAUAUUCUGCUUUUGUAAUGCAGAGGUAAGUGCCAGCAUUUCUUAAAAGGCUGAUGAUUACCCUGAGUCUAUCUUUUCAUUUAGGAAUAGAAUCAUUAUGUCAUUCAAGAAUUCUCUAUAUAUUUGUUUGCCAGUAUUUACUGAUAAGGUUCAAGCUCGCAUUUAUGUUGCUCUUAAACCACUCUGUCUUUGGUUCCACAGGUGCAGGCAUGUCUUAGGAGGAAAUGGGCCCAGACCAAGCUGGUGUGGAAAUGGACAGAUUCCUACUCCCACUACAACACCAACUCCUCUGUGACUGAGAUGAGUCGUGCUACAGUCAGCCUGGAGCUCACCGCUUCUGAGGAGGACACCAUCAUUAAGCCAGGUGGUAGUGUGCACUACCGAGCCAAUGGACAGAGCAACGGCAAGCGCUGCACCACUAGGGAGAUGGACACGCCCAGGAUCCUGGAGACCACUGACAUCUGAGAGCAUUGCAUUGUCCCUUCCCAUAGGCAUCAUCACGUUAUGCUGGUCACAAACAGGCUCACUUAACUCACAGCAUGGCCACAGACAAUUGGUCAGAGCAGAAAAAGGGGGUCAUGACCUCUUGCGUCACCGUAAAUGUUGGAUCACACACACGUGGUAAGAAUAUCCGCACAAAUGUGUACAAGAUACACAUGCAAGCACAAACACACAACAUAACAACACAGACAAAGACACAUAUACACACAUCUGAUAAUGAAUGAGCAGUUUAUAGGGUCCAGUUGAAACCUUGCUGACAAGUAUUCACCCCAGAUGUAUAUACAUUUCACUGUAGCUUCUCACUGUUGCUCAUGUUGGCCUUAGACACAAGACAUUAUGGAACAAAUCCAGUGAUACAAGGAUCCAAUGAAGAGGGCUAUCUCUGGCAAUGUUUGAUCUUGGCCUUCAAUGCGGAUUAGUGUCUGAUGUAAUCGUUUUCUGUAGGCCUAUUGUACCAUUUGUACAGUAUAUAAGCACUCUUAUAUUUCAUUAGUUUAUUUCACUCUGACACUCCUUAUAUUGUUGAAAUUUGGAUCCGUAUUUUUGAUGUCACUUUAAUGAUGUGGAACUUAUUAUUGAAUUGUGUGUUGCAUAAGCUUGCCUUUUUAGAACCAUGAAAUGACUUGGCAUAGUUCUGACUGCUGAAUGUUGAGUUCUCAGAGGCAAGUAAGAUGACUGUGACAGUGAAUAAGGCAUACAACACAAUGAGGAAAAGGGUGUCUGUGUGCUUUGAAACUCUAAUGGGAGAACCUAUGAUUCAGUGAUGUGGGGAUGCCCUAUGUCUGACAACACCCAAGACUCACUUUUUUAUCCAGUGUUAUUUUCUUACGGUUUUACAAAUACAAAUCUUGUUUAUUGAGUUGCUAUACACAAUAUAUGAAAAAUCAAAGAGGAUACAUGUACUGUGCCUUGCAAAAGUAUUCAUCCCCCUUGGCGUUUUUCCUAUUUUGUUGCAUUACAACCUGUAAUUUAAAUGGAUUUUAAUUUGGAUUUCAUGUAAUGGAAAUACACAAAAUAGUCCGAAUUGGUGAAGUGAAAAAAUAAUAAUAACUUGUUAAAACAAAUUUGUAAAAAUU
This is a messenger RNA of Coregonus sp. 'balchen', 11689 nucleotides long. The record is from the annotation of a GenBank genome assembly. Lineage: Eukaryota; Metazoa; Chordata; Actinopteri; Salmoniformes; Salmonidae.